Molecule: messenger RNA, 1728 nt
Organism: Xyrauchen texanus (razorback sucker)
Lineage: Eukaryota; Metazoa; Chordata; Actinopteri; Cypriniformes; Catostomidae
Product: spondin-2-like
Exons: 6
Coding region: 86-1090 (334 amino acids)
Biological process (GO): cell adhesion
Cellular component (GO): extracellular matrix
Source: RefSeq, a predicted model, not a curated record
GCAAAAGAAAGCAAGAGAACAGAGAGGUGUCUAGAUCCAUAGAGCACAUCUCCACAAACUCUGUCCUGCAAUCUACUCGUCAUAGAUGAUGUCAUCAGAGAUCCCUGUUCCUGGUUGGCUGCAGCAGCUGCUUGUGGUGCUCCUCAGGUUCACCCUUUCGUGUUCCGCCCCAGUGAACCUGACCAAUGGUACGGAGUGUACCGCUCGAGGACCUGCCUCUUACAUCCUGGUGUUCACUGGCCACUGGAGUCCUCAGACCUUCCCAAAACAGUAUCCCUUAUUCCGACCCCCUGCACAGUGGUCAAAAUUAAUGGCUGUGACCCAUAAUGAGCAGUACCGACUAUGGCAGGAGGGUGUGCCGGCGAGUGCUGGAAUGCAGAGCUUUGCCGAGCUGGGUCUGACAGUGGAGCUGGUGAAGGGAGCAAAGGAGGCAAGAAAGAGGAGGGCGGUGGGGUCCAUGUACCGCACAGCUGGAAUCCCCACUGGCAUCGGCCACAGCUCCACAGAACUGCUUUUGAUGCCCAGGAGUCCACUGCUGUCUCUGAUAGUGAAAGUAAUCCCCAGUCCUGACUGGUUUGUGGGGGUAGACUGUCUGAACCUGUGUGAGGGCGGCCAGUGGAAACAGGAAGUGACCUUUGACCUGCACCCAUUUGACGCCGGCACGGAUAGCGGAUUCACUUUCUCCUCACCAAACUUUCCGACGUCACCACAAGAGAAUAUCACCAUGAUCACAUCUCAGAAGCCAAACCACCCAGCAAAUUCCUUCUAUUACCCUCGGCUAACAGAACUCCCGCCUCUGGCCACCAUUUGGCUUAAGCGACAGGCUCGCUCACCUGUCCGUCAACAGAACCGGGUGUCUAAUCACAUUCUGCCCGAUGUAACCAAAUUUCAGAGAUUCUUGGAAACGCCGUUGGACUGUGAGGUGUCAAUGUGGUCAUCUUGGGGCCUGUGUCAGGGGCCGUGCUCUCGCGGUGGACUGCGCCAUCGCACCCGCUAUAUCCUUCUGAAACCUGCCAACAGCGGCACGCCGUGCCCCGAGCUGGAGGAACAAGAAGAGUGCACGCCACACAACUGCCUCACAUAUCAGUGAUGCUGGUCACAACACUGGCAUAGACACUUCAAUGCUGUCCAUGUGUCCAAGGAGAGACGAAUUUAGCCUCAUGCCAAUGCUGAGUCACAGCUGCAGAAUCCGGCGAGCCGCCCAAGUGGACAUCCAGUGAGCUGCAUCAGCCUCUCUCUUCACUGGAAAAGAAUGCCUUGUAUUUUGUUAAUAGGGACUUUGAUUAUGGGUGCUGUUUUUACAGUAAUCUGUGUAUCUUUACAUAAUCACACUGUACUUUGCCAAUCUAGAUCUGUGGAAGAGACAACUUUUCGUUGCCAAAAACACUGUUUUAAAAGUCAUACUCUUUAUCUCACAGCAAUAGCAAACCUUUACAAUAGCCUAGUUGAGUUUUUGAAUGAUCUGACUGAUGGUAUACUUCACAAAUCAUUAGUAGUCCAUGAGUAGUCUGUCAAAGUAACUGGUAAUAAUAUAAGCUUGAAUAAAAAACCCAUACAAGUUAUUGUAGUUAUUCAAGCCUUAUUUCUAUGAGGACAGGAUCAUGCAAAAAUAAUGCUCAAAAUCAAUGCCGUUUACCGUAUUAUCAUGUGGAGUGCACCUAAUUUCUCAUUAACCACAUAAGUGACCGUUUAGACCUUGUAUAUAUGUUGUUUUUUAUGUUUCUUCUA